GGAAAAGCCACGACAAAUAAGAGUGAAAGCAACUUAGUUUUUGUCUAAAAUAGUUUAAAAACUAUGAAUUUUACAUAUAAAAAAUACAUUGAAUAUUAAAGAUUUGAACUUUAAAAUAUAUUUAAACAAAACAUAUAGCUCACUUUUGCACAGAUUAAUUUUUGAAAGAAUUUACCUGAAGGGUAAUUGAUGGUUGGAUCGAAAAUGUCUUUUCUUAGGGGUUCAACAAAUUUUGUGUGGUGUACUACUAGCGUUUUAGGUAAAGGUGCAACUGGGGCAGUAUUUCAAGGUGUAAAUAAAAACAAUGGUGAAUCAGUGGCCGUAAAAACUUUUAACCAAAUGAGUCAUAUGCGCCCAAUGGAUGUUCAAAUGCGUGAAUUUGAAGUCCUAAAAAAGGUUAAUCAUGAAAAUAUUGUGAAGCUCUUAGCAAUUGAGGAUGACCAAGAGGGGCGCGGUAAAGUUAUUGUUAUGGAACUUUGUACUGGCGGAAGUCUGUUUAAUAUUCUUGAUGAUCCAGAAAAUACAUAUGGUCUUCCAGAAAAAGAAUUUCUAUUAGUUUUAGAACAUUUGUGUGCUGGUAUGAAACAUUUACGUGAUAAUAAUUUAGUUCAUAGAGAUUUAAAGCCUGGAAAUAUAAUGAAAUUUAUAUCGGAGGAUGGAAAAACCGUAUAUAAAUUAACAGAUUUUGGAGCAGCCCGCGAACUGGAAGAAAACCAACCAUUUAUGUCUUUAUAUGGUACUGAGGAAUAUUUACAUCCAGAUAUGUAUGAACGGGCUGUGUUACGCAAGUCAGUUCAAAGAUCUUUUACAGCUAAUGUUGAUUUAUGGUCCAUUGGCGUUACAUUAUAUCAUGUAGCAACCGGGAACUUACCAUUUAGACCCUUUGGUGGACGAAAAAAUCGUGAAACGAUGCAUGUAAUAACAACACAAAAAAAUUCAGGUGUUAUAUCAGGUAUUCAACUAACAGAAAAUGGUCCCAUUGAAUGGUCAAGAACAUUACCAGCGCACUGUCAGUUAAGUGAAGGUUUAAAAACGUUAGUCACUCCAUUGUUAGCAGGCCUCCUAGAAGAAAAUCGAGAAAAAAUGUGGUCAUUUGACCGUUUUUUUCAAGAAGUUACACAUAUUUUGAGCAAAAGAAUAAUUCAAAUGUUCUAUAUUAAUAACGUUACCCGAUAUGAACUGUUUUUGGAAUUGGAUGAUAAAUUCGAUGCUCUCCAGGAACAUAUUUUUGUUCAGUGUAAAGUGAGACCUGAAAAUCAAAUAUUAUUUUAUGGAAAUGAUUACUUAGAAACUAAAGUAGGAACCCAAACUAAUAUUAAAGGUUAUCCAAAAAUUGAUUUAGAUAAUCCAAUAUCUUUAUUUUCCAAAGAUAACAAUAAUGUGCAGUUACCACAACAAUUGGAAUUACCAAAAUUGCCAACUUUUCCAAACAGUGUUUCAGUGGAGAAUGAUGCAAGUUUAGCAAAAGUUGCUUGUAGUGUUGGUCAUGAAUGUAAAAGAAGAAUAGAAACUUUAACAAUUGUCGACAAAUUAAUCAAACAUGGUGUGGAAGAGUUUGUCGAAACUCACAAAAAAAUAUUAACGAAAUUAAAAUUAAAAAGUGAGAGCCUUGAUGAAGUUAUGUCAACAGCAAUUGAGUUAGCUGAUGCAAUAUCAAUUUUACGCGAUAUCAAAAUGCAUUCCAAAACCGAUUGGUUAGAACUAGAUAUGUUAAGAAAAGAUUUUGAUGAAGUAUUUGAACGUAUACAACAGCUAUAUCAUAAGUUUGUUAAUGAAAAUUCAUUAGCGCAAGAAUGGAUAUCUUCAAUGAAAGGAAGGCAAUGUCCAUGUGAAUCGCGUUCUAGUGAACGUGCAAAAUAUUUUGUUGAAAGGUUACGAGACUCUUGGCAACAUCUAUUAAGAGAUCGAGCGACACGAGCUUUGACUUAUAACGAUGAACAGUUUCAUGCUUUGGAAAAGAUAAAAAUAGCCGGAAAUAGUAAAAAAUUGAGAUCUUUAUUAAUUGAAGAUGUCCAAACUAGUAUAGCACAAAUUGCUGAGUGUUUAGCAGACUGGUAUAAGCAUGCCCAAGCAGCCUAUUUAAAAACAGAAAUUUUACAAAAAGAUAUAGCUGAUCAAGAAAAUAGACUUAUGGAUAUAAGACAUAAACUUUUUGAAAUAAAACAUAGUAUCAAGAUAGAUGAGUGCAUUCGUAGGGAAAAUGAAUUGAAUACUGUGUGCAAAAUAGAGUUGAAACAGAAAUUAAAAACUUUGUUUGAACAGGAAAAUGAAACUAAAUUAAUUUUAAAACAAAAUAACGAAUUAAUAAAACAAAUAAUAAAAUUGCAUUUAGAUAAUGAAGAAGAAAAUUGUGAUUCAAAUAAUGUUAGUAGGCUGUAACUCUAUACAUUAUUUUAUAUAAAGCGAAUGUAUUUUGACUAAAAACUCUUGUUUUUUUAUUGUGCCGAAAAAACUAAGGUUCAUAUAAAACUGUGGUAAACUGUUAUUUAUUAAUUUUACUUGUUCAUUUAAAAUUAUUUGAGUUUAAAAAAUAUGUAUGUAGGUAGGAUAAACUAUAAAAUAAUGCAUAAUAAAAUUUUAUAAUUGAAAUUAUGAUAAUAAAGAUAUAUAAUA
Condylostylus longicornis is the source of this 2613-nucleotide messenger RNA. It is a transcript of the gene IKKepsilon, whose product is annotated as serine/threonine-protein kinase TBK1. Lineage: Eukaryota; Metazoa; Arthropoda; Insecta; Diptera; Dolichopodidae. The transcript has 2 exons. Gene Ontology annotation, molecular function: protein serine/threonine kinase activity; ATP binding. Gene Ontology annotation, cellular component: cytoplasm. The record is from RefSeq and is a predicted model, not a curated record. Gene Ontology annotation, biological process: peptidyl-serine phosphorylation. The coding region runs from base 190 to 2379 and encodes 729 amino acids.